AACAAUAAUACUGCCAAGCUAGAAAUCGGAUCAGACUGACAAAGAUGCUAACUGAAAGAGCCCGGAAAUCUCUGCUUCCUUUGAAGUUACCAGAAGGAUUUCAGAGCAAAGUGGUUGCACCUCGAAAUGCAAAGUUGGUUACAGAGGAAAAGAAGGAUGCUCCACUGACACCCUCGGCUUUUCUGAAAGAGAUAUCUCUCACAACAGAACAAAGGCUGGCAAGCACCCAUGAAGUACGCUUGCCUCACAUAAUUCAGCUUUUGGACAUGAGUGAAACCUCACACCAGAAAUUCUCCUCGGUUGAUCUGGAUCGGACUCUGUUUCAACCAUUCCCAUCAGAAGUGGUUUUUCAAAAUUAUGCCCCUUGUGAGCUCUACGAAGUACCACUGAUCCUGAGGAACAACGACAAG
Molecule: messenger RNA, 410 nt
Organism: Pseudonaja textilis
Lineage: Eukaryota; Metazoa; Chordata; Lepidosauria; Squamata; Elapidae
Source: RefSeq, a predicted model, not a curated record